Messenger RNA from Cadophora gregata, 3083 nucleotides. RefSeq names its product Fungalysin/Thermolysin Extracellular metalloproteinase 5. NCBI's taxonomy places the organism in Eukaryota, Fungi, Ascomycota, Leotiomycetes, Helotiales, Ploettnerulaceae. The coding region runs from base 855 to 2771 and encodes 638 amino acids. The transcript has 7 exons. Gene Ontology annotation, molecular function: metalloendopeptidase activity; zinc ion binding. The record is from RefSeq and is a predicted model, not a curated record.
CUCGGGCGCUUAUGUUUAUUUGCGUCGCGAAUCUAGCGGCAUGUGCUCUACCGAGAUCCUCUCUCCAGUGCCGGACCUUCCCCAUCUAUCUAGCUUAAGGGGCCAUAUAGUCUCUAGAGAUACUGGGGUCACGCGCUCCAACAUCCCAAGUAGGGAGGUGAGUGAAGAUAUAUCUUGGCGACAAGGCUGCCAAGUCGCCCUUGCAAGGCCAUUGCAUUGCUUAUCUCAAUUAAUGAAUCGUACAAAUCGGCUCCCUGACCAGAUGCUGUCACCUUGUCUCGGUUGCGAUGUCGUGAUGGAGGUCGCGAGACACAACAUCAGAGGCUGGAGAUGAAAGCCUGACAUUGUUCCUUGCAUGUGCGCAAUGUAUUGAACAGGGACAUGUUAUCAGAUGAAGAAGGUUGCAAGAGUCUCCUCCGACGGAACUGCCGUCUACGGCCUAAAUUCCCGAAGGAACUUGGUAGCCCGUUCGCUGGCAAUGCAUCGGGGUCUUCUAUCUAGCUCCUUGAGGAUGCCAGUCACAAGAGAUCCAAUUGAUUGCACUUCCAAGGGCGCUUCGACACCAGGAACAAUAUCUCCCUCCAGUCAUAUGAGCAUCUUGUGCCUUGGCUCUGCUAGCUCCAAGAGGAAGUUAUCUCAAUAGAGGAAGACUUAAGACAUGUUCAAGCAUUCGAAUGUCUUGGUAUAUCUGCUUUUGAGAUGGUUCUCCGAUAUGGAUGAGAUAGGAUAACGGUAUGUCUGGGGAAAAGAUGAAGAAGUAUAAAGGGGAUGAUGGAUAACAAGAAUGGGAAUCCUGUCAAGCAGACUCGCAAGAAUCCUUCAGUCUCUCAUUGUCAAAUAUCUAUUCUUUCAAGAUGCGCUUUCUCUCUCACGCUGGAACGGUUGCUCUCUUGGCAGCCAAUGUUCUGGGUCACCCAUCUGCCCCAUCUACCUCAAGACGCGGACUCUCCCCAAGAGUCAUCGACUUGACCAAGUUCCGAAUCACAACCGAGAGUACUUACAGCAAUGCCACUGCCACUGCGGAGUCUGAGAUUGUCCCUCUUGUGAGAAGAGCUGACUAUGUUGACACUGCUACUGCCUUGGUUGCAAGCGUAGCACCUGGUGCUGAGUUUCGCGUCGUGGAUGAUCACUACGUGAGCGACUCCGGCAUUGCCCAUGUCAACUUCAAACAAACUGCACACGGUCUAGAUAUCGACAAUGCCGACUUCAAUGUCAACGUUGCCGCUGAUGGAACUGUCUUCUCAUAUGGAAACUCCUUCUACACAGGAGCAAUCCCAGCUGAGAGUCCUCUCGAGAAGCGUGACCAGAUUGACGCGGUCGCUGCUCUGCAAGGCGUGACCAGCACCUUGGUUCUUCCCAUCCAAGCCUCUGAUGCCGUCGCUGUUCCAGAGGAAGCAAUUGAGCACUAUGUCAUUGAAGGCUCCACUGGUACACUAUCCGAGCCAAAAGCAAAGCUCGUCUACUUCCAGAAAGCCGACGGUACUUUGACACUCACCUGGAGAGUCGAAACUGACAUCGGUGACAACUGGCUAUUGUCUUAUCUUGACGCAGUCAGUGGAAGCGAAGUUUUGGGUGUUGUUGACUAUGGCUCAGACGCUUCAUACACUGUCUUCCCCUGGUUAGUCAUCGAUCCCAGCAAGGGGAGCCGCACAGUCGAGACCAACCCUCAGCUCGCCGCUGCUUCUGAGUUUGGAUUCCAGAGUGACGGAACAACAUCCUAUACUGUCACCCGUGGCAAUAACGGUAUCGCACAGGCAAACUGGGAAGGCGACAGUGCCUACCUGAAUGACUACAGACCCGACGGUGGCUCGGGUGCAAACUUCAACUUUGGACUCGACCUGAGAAAUACCGACCCAAAGACCUACGCUAAUGCUUCUGUCGCUCAGCUCUUCUACACUGCAAAUAUGUACCACGAUCUCCUCUACGUCCUCGGAUUCAACGAGGCAGCCGGUAACUUCGAGACCAACAACAACGGUCAAGGCGGCCGUGGUAAUGACGCUGUCCAACUCAAUGCCCAAGACGGAGCUGGUACCAACAAUGCCAACUUCUUUACCCCUGCUGAUGGCACUCCAGGACGUAUGCGCAUGUACAUCUGGACCUAUUCCACCCCAAAACGUGACUGUUCCUUUGACGCUGGCGUAGUCAUCCAUGAAUAUACCCACGGCCUCUCCAACCGCCUCACUGGAGGCCCGGCCAAUUCAGGAUGCCUCGGCACCACCGAGUCAGGCGGCAUGGGCGAAGGAUGGUCCGACUUCAUGGCCAUCGCCAUCCACGUCAAGACAACCGAUACCCGCUCCAAGAACUAUCCACUUGGCGACUGGGUCUACAACAACCCUGCCGGUAUUCGCAACUACCUCUACUCCACCAGCUUGACAACCAACCCAUAUACCUACAAGAGCGUGAACGGCAUGACCGCUGUGCACACCAUUGGUACGGUCUGGGCUACCAUCUUGUACGAGGUCUUCUGGAACUUGGUCGAUCAGUAUGGUAUUACUUCUGCGAGAGUACCAAUCUUCUCUGGCAAGGUGCCAACUGAUGGACGGUUCUUGGCAAUGAAGAUUGUGAUUGAGGGAAUGAAGUUGCAACCUUGCAGCCCAACAUUCAUCACUGCACGAAAUGCCAUCAUCGAUGCUGAUCUCGCUCUGACCGGAGGUGCAAACAAGUGUCUCCUCUGGAAGGGUUUCGCCAAGCGUGGUCUUGGAAGUGGUGCUUCUCAAGGUAGUGGAAGCAACAACCGUGUCGAGAGCUACACUCUGCCGAGCGGUUGUUAAGUAUAGGGGUGUCUAGGAGCGAUUGCAGCUCGGAAGAGUAAUGGGUGGCUCCACAUUUGUGGAAUUUCUUGUUUGCAUACUUUUGGGGUGUCUUCUUCAAAUAGGAGUUUUUGUUUAUGAUGCUAUGAUAUGAUGGAGUUAAGUGGAGAGAAUGAAGCUUGAUAUUCGAUGCGUUGGACCUGGUCCUCUGCCUUCACGGAUUUGAUGCCUACUUGACCUGAUAAAUGUGUUUCAAAUCGUGCUCAUAGUGCAUUCAGCCCAUUUCUAGUUUGAUACCGAGCUUUUUUCGUCCGCAUUGCGCCAUAAUUGUUU